Molecule: messenger RNA, 887 nt
Organism: Ipomoea nil (Japanese morning glory)
Lineage: Eukaryota; Viridiplantae; Streptophyta; Magnoliopsida; Solanales; Convolvulaceae
Exons: 4
Coding region: 143-676 (177 amino acids)
Source: RefSeq, a predicted model, not a curated record
UUCGUAAGAGUUCAUGUGAGGCCCAACAUGGCCCACCACUUCAAGCCUGUUAAGUCCAGUAAACAAAAUCUAAACAUGAAACAGUUGAAAUUUUCCAUUUCUCAUUGCCACAAAAACAAAUUCGAGCUCGAGCAAUAUAAUAAUGGCUUCCAUCGCUAUCUUCCAUAGAAUUCUUUGCAGUACAUCGCCUUCAUGUUUACACCCAAAAAGUCACCAGAGAAAUCGAGCCUUACCAUCUCAGUUUCUUUCUUCAAACUCUCUGCUCAAGCUGAAGAAGCAAACCGCCUUCUCAACUGUACGAUUCAGGAAGCUUAACAGCCGUAGAUUUCAGGCACAACCUUCCUUCAUCUACGCUGUCCAGUCCAAUUUCCUUAAAGUGAUUCAAACGGUGUGGAGGGUUGGCAAGGAUGGAAUUGAUGCCGGAACUAACCUGGUGCCUGAUUCUAUCCCAAGACCAUUGGCUAGAAUAUCUGUCACCGUAGUUGCUGUUACCUUUGCACUCUUUCUGCUCAAAUCGUUCCUCUCUACUGCCUUCUUUGCAUUGGCCACAAUGGGAGUGAUAUAUUUUGCAUUCAUAGCCUUAAACAAGGAUGAAAGCCCAAGAGUAGAUGGCAAAACAACUUCAGUGGAUGAGAGUCUAGAAGAGGCAAGAAGAAUCAUGGAUAAGUACAAAUAACAAAUGCAAGAUGGCGGCCAUGCAACAGAAUCUGUGGUUCUCAGCUCAAAAUGUAAAGAUUUCUUCGACUCUAGAUCAUGAAAUGAUGAGUAUAUUUCUUUGAAUAUUUUGGACAUGACAACAGUAGAAGUAUAUUUUAUUGAACUUAAAAUCUUGAACUUGUACACAGUAGAAAUUGUUCCUCUAUAUACACUUCUACAGAGAUUGAAAG